AUGAAGAAGAAUCCCAAGAGCGGGUCCCGGCGGUUCAACAAUCCGUUUCCCAAGGCGCCAGCGGGACUGGGCUUCGUGAGGGGCGACCUGCUCGUCGACGCAGCGUCGGCGCCGUCGCAGUCGCACACAGCGGGCCAAGGCUUCGAGGUGCGAUGGCAGGCCGAGCCCGGGCGCGCCGGCCUGCAGGUGUUCCACGCGACGGAGCCCGAGCGCGCGCUGUGGAGCACGAUUCCGGGCAGCGCCUUCGUCUCGGCCGCCUUCGGAACCGACUCGUUCGAAGAAAGUCGCGGCUCGUUCGCCAUUCACGACACGAUCGACGUGCUCUGCUGCCACCAGACCGUGGAGCAGGUCACGAUCGCCUGGCCCUCCGAGACCUUCGUCGCGCCCAAGCGGCCGCCGUCGCAGGUCGACGCAGACGGCGUGCGCCCGGGCAGCCGCGGCCCCUGUGUCAUCGUCGCGGGCUGCCUCUACUCCGACCCCAAGCUAGCGCGAGAGCAAUUCGCCGCGUUCCGCACGCUUUCGUCGUCGUCGUCAGGCCCAACCGCUGCGUCGUCGCCCUCGUCGCCCUUCUAUCAUCCGUCGCAGUCGCACUUGAGGCUCGAGUCGCGGGGAUGCUUGCGGUUAUUCUCGCAGGAGCAGCGAGUCGCAGUUCGCUAUUGGUUGGUGUUCUUCGAAUGCCGCGACCAUCAAUUGGGAUUCUCCGUGAGCUUGCAGCAGCCGGCGCGAUUCGAGACCUUCUGUCAGGCCGGCGCUUACGUCGUCGCGCGCGCCUCGAGCGCCGUCGUUCCCGAGGCGGCGCAUGAUCCCAAGAGCCGGACGACGACGACGACGCUGAACAGGAGUCUCAGCGGCGACGACUUCGAGAGCGAAGCACGAGAGCAUGGCGAUGGCAGUGGGGAGCAUUGGCUGUGGUCCGAGGCUCCCGUGUCCGCCUUCGGGAGGAGAGCAGUUGGCAAUGAUGGGGCCGAGCCUCGUCGCCUUCAUUCCUUCGGCCGCAAGCGGUCGUUCAGACGGAGCAUUUCGGUGGCGGAUUUUAGGACCUGUAGUCUUUUUGACAAGUGUUUGACUGGAAGCUCCAGUUUUCUUGCCGAGCUUGCCAAUGCUGGCAGAGUUUUGACCCCCCGGGAGCAGCAGCUCGUGCAGCUGCCCCGACUGAACCGGAUUCAGAUCACGUUUUCUUCCGAUCCGAGCGAGAGGUUUUUCGGCUUCGGAGAGCAGUUCUCUCACUUCAAUCUGAAGGGCAAGAGGGUCCCCAUCCUCGUGCAGGAGCAGGGUCUGGGCCGCGGCGACCAGCCCAUCACUGCUCUCGCCAACAUGGUCUCCAACAGGUCAGGAGGAGCUUGGCACACAACUUACGCUCCAGUGCCUUACUAUAUAACAUCACAAAUGCGGUCACUUUAUCUGGAGGGAUUUGAAUAUUCGGUCUUUGAUUUGACGCGCAGUAACGCAGUUCAAGUGCAGGUGCACGCAGGAUACAUGCAAGGGAGAAUACUGCAUGGGAAGACGCCCGCGGAUAUCAUCAGGCAAUAUACAGCAGCAAUUGGGAGAAUGAGGGAGCUGCCUGCCUGGAUUACGCAGGGGGCGAUCGUGGGAAUGCAGGGAGGAAUGCAAGCGGUGCGUAAGGUGUGGCAGAAGCUCAGAGACCUCGACGUCCCGCUCGCUGCAUUCUGGCUUCAGGAUUGGGUGGGACAAAGACGAACGAGCAUCGGAUGGCAGCUGUGGUGGAAUUGGGAAGUGGACAGAGACCACUAUCCAGGCUGGGAACAACUGGUGACAGAUUUGCGCUCUCACGGCAUCCGAACCAUGGCUUACUGCAACCCCCUGCUCGCUCCGACACACGAGAAGCCGAAUCGGAGGAGAGAUCUUCUGGCGGAAGCGCACUCUCAAGACUUGGUGGUCACUGACCAACUCGGAUCGCCGUACAUGAUCCCCAACACCAGCUUCGACGCCGCCAUGGUGGAUUUAACCAACCCCGCUGCUCGAACGUGGCUCAAAAACAUUCUCCUUGAUAUGAUUCAAACCGGUGUCCGAGGCUGGAUGGCAGAUUUCGGCGAGGCUCUGCCUUUGGAUUGCUCCCUCUAUUCAGGGGAGGAAGCGAGGACGGUGCACAACCAAUAUUCUGAGCUUUGGGCGCAGCUCAACCGAGAGGUUGCCGAGGAGUGGGAGGCGACGCAGAAAGGCAGAAGGCUGGAUGAGGGCGAGGACGAGGACGAGAAAUUGGUGUUCUUCAUGCGAGCAGGGUACAGGGGAAGUCCGAGGUCGAGCACGCUGUUCUGGGAAGGGGACCAGAUGGUCAGCUGGCAAAGGCAUGACGGCAUCAAGAGCGCUGUCACGGGCCUUCUGAGCGGCGGCUUGUGCGGCUUCUCUCUCAAUCACAGCGACAUCGGCGGAUACUGCACUGUCGACAUCCCUCUGGUCCGCUAUCGCAGAUCCGAGGAACUCCUCCUCCGCUGGAUGGAGCUCAACGCCUUCUCCACCAUCUUCCGCACGCACGAGGGAAAUGGUCCUGCUUCAAACAGCCAGUUCUACUCCAACGACACAACUUUCAGACAUUUCGCACGGUUUGCCAAAGUUUACAAAGCUUGGGACUUCUACCGUCGACAGCUGGUCAAGGAGGCGGCAGAGACGGGGUUACCUGUGGUGAGGCAUCUGUUUCUGCACUACCCUCAUGACGAGACGGUGCUGACGAUCACGUAUGAAGAGUUUCUGGUUGGCAGUGAGAUUCUCGUGGUUCCUGUACUGGAUCAAGGUCACAAGCGAGUUCAGGCUUAUUUUCCGCGGGGAGAGGAAGAUGAUGAGUGGGAGCAUAUAUGGACAGGGAACGUGUACAGAUCUGAUCAGGAGGUCGAUCAUUUAAUAUCUCACGCCAGCUUCAAAGCCUGGAUCGAAGCUCCGCUGGGUUUCCCCGCCAUCUUCGUCAAGGCAGGCUCUGAAGUUGGGGCCAGGUUCAAAGCGAACCUGAUCAGUGCAGGAUUGCUUGACCCGAGGUGACGCUAGUCCGAGAUGGAAUCUGGUGAAUGCAUGGGCUGUACAUUCCACAGAGAUGACGUGAGACGACGUGAUGGAUUGUUGCUUAGUCCUGUCUUGAGUUGAACUGUAUAUAAUUCUUUUAGUAGCUCGACCUAGUUGUUUAUAUUCAUGAAGCACUGAGCAUUGUAUGACGCAUUCGUCAAGCUUGAACUAGGCCUCAGUAGCUGUAAAAUUAAUCUUUUGGUUCACUUGAAAUUGAGUUCCUGCAGCCUGUGCUGCAGAAGCUAGUAGUUCAGAGUAGGAAAUCUGCAGUUACAUUUAUACUAGUCUGCAGAAUUAGAGUUCUUCAAAAGCUGCGGUUUGGAAAACCACAAUUUGAAGUGUACCGAUAACACGUACCAAAUAUGAUUCGAACGCUUUGC
Molecule: messenger RNA, 3392 nt
Organism: Marchantia polymorpha subsp. ruderalis
Lineage: Eukaryota; Viridiplantae; Streptophyta; Marchantiopsida; Marchantiales; Marchantiaceae
Source: the annotation of a GenBank genome assembly